Messenger RNA from Psylliodes chrysocephalus, 702 nucleotides. NCBI's taxonomy places the organism in Eukaryota, Metazoa, Arthropoda, Insecta, Coleoptera, Chrysomelidae. The record is from the annotation of a GenBank genome assembly.
GUAUAUUCUGGCAACACUGCUGUGUGUGUCAAAGUCACAAUAUGUCAAAGUCAAAACAAAACGAAAAUUUUUAAAAUAAGAAUUUAGGAUGUAAAUUGUAAAUCCAUUUAUGUGUAAAUCCUUCCUACAUGGUAAAACGAUAUGUGGCGAAACCUAUUUUUUAUUUUCAUUAGUAGUCAAUAUUUUUCCUUCGUAAUCAGUUCAAGCGAAUCUACAAUAUUAAUAAAUUGUGAUACACUACGUAUGGGACAGUUUCUAUGUCCCGAUCCUGACUAUUUUAAUGAUUUAAUAGAUCCAAAAACUCAAGAAAUUAGGGGCUGUACAAAAGAACAUCUAGCUAAAAUUAGAUGUAUUGCAGUUGAAGGGUUUAUUUGCAAUGAAAGUGGAAAUAAUACCUUUUAUAAAGAAACGCCUUGUAGAUGGACAAAUGGAUAUUCAUUUGAAACAACUCUCCUACUAUCAAUAUUCUUGGGUAUGUUUGGAAUAGACAGAUUUUAUCUGGGAUACCCAGCAAUAGGACUUGCUAAAUUCUGUACUAUGGGAUUUAUGUUUUUGGGUCAACUCAUAGAUGUUAUUUUGAUUUCUAUGCAAGUAGUAACUCCUGCAGAUGGUUCUUUCUAUAUAAUACCAUACUAUGGACCUCGUGUAGAUAUAAUUAGAAGUGAUAACAAUACAUAUAGGUUAAGUCAAGAUGAUUGGUAA